AUGGAUUAAAUAAUUUCAUAUAACAUAUAACAUAUAAAAUAGAAGGUCAAAAAAUUGAAAUUUAAAAUAUUACAUAAUUUACUUUUCAUAAAAAUAUUUUAUAGCUAUAUUAUUUAUAUAGAAAAAACUAAAGAGAGGAUAAUAUUACUAGAAUAUAAUUAAAGGCUUAUUUUCUCACUAAUUGAGGAGUUAUAAAAUAAUCAAAAAUAAUAAGAACUAUUACCAAUCGAAUAAAGUUUAUCUAAAGCACAAAGUAGAGAGAUUGGUGAAGAAUAUUCAUUAUAAAAAGGAUCUUUAAAAAAAUGUUUUGUUUGUUAUACAAAAAAUUAAAGUAAAAAAUCUAGUUUUUAUUGUUAAAAGCAUGAAAUUAAUGUAUGCAUUAUUCCAUGUUAUAAUUUACAAAGAAAAAGUGUAUUUUUUUGA
Molecule: messenger RNA, 423 nt
Organism: Tetrahymena thermophila SB210
Lineage: Eukaryota; Ciliophora; Oligohymenophorea; Hymenostomatida; Tetrahymenidae
Product: transmembrane protein, putative
Exons: 1
Source: RefSeq, a predicted model, not a curated record